Molecule: messenger RNA, 1455 nt
Organism: Colletotrichum scovillei
Lineage: Eukaryota; Fungi; Ascomycota; Sordariomycetes; Glomerellales; Glomerellaceae
Product: 2-nitropropane dioxygenase
Exons: 3
Coding region: 193-1314 (373 amino acids)
Molecular function (GO): nitronate monooxygenase activity
Source: RefSeq, a predicted model, not a curated record
UGCCGAGCGCUGCUACCACCGGAACCCUUUAAACCGCCGGUUGCCAGAUCUCACCUCUUCCCCAAGAUUUACUUGCUCUUCCUCUCAUCUACUACUCUUCUUCCCAGGCCAAAUUUCUUCGUCUAUACAGCUUCACGACCUGAUAUACCCAGAUCUUUUUUAGCAUUUAUCACAUCCAGUAACACAGGCACAAUGGCGUCACCUCAGCAAAUCCGCACUCCCAUCACCGAUCUUUUCAAGAUCAAGCACCCGAUCCUGCUUGCCGGCAUGAACGUCGCUGCUGGCCCCAAGUUGGCUGCUGCUGUCACCAACGCCGGCGGUCUCGGUGUCAUUGGUGGUGUCGGAUACACACCGGACAUGUUGAAGGAGCAGAUCGCAGAGCUCAAGGAGUACCUGGUUGACAAGAACGCCCCCUUCGGUGUUGACCUGCUUCUUCCCCAGGUCGGUGGCAGCGCGAGAAAGACCAACUACGACUACACAAAGGGCAAGCUCGACCAGCUCGUUGACAUCAUCAUCGAGUCCGGCGCCAAGCUCUUCGUCUCUGCUGUCGGUGUCCCUCCCAAGCACGUCGUCGAUAGACUUCACGCUGCCGGCAUCGUCUACAUGAACAUGAUCGGACACCCCAAGCACGUCCAGAAGUGCCUCGACCUCGGCGUCGACAUCAUCUGCGCCCAGGGUGGUGAGGGUGGUGGCCACACCGGUGACGUCCCCACCACCGUCCUCAUCCCCGCCGUUGUCGACCUUUGCAAGAACACCAAGAGCCCUCUCCUCAAGGGCCCCGUUCAGGUCAUCGCCGCCGGUGGUAUCCACAACGGCCAGCUUCUGGCCGCCGCUCUCAUGAUGGGCGCCGGUGCCGUCUGGGUUGGAACCCGUUUCAUUCUCACGGAUGAGGCCGGUGCCCCCGAGGCCCACAAGGAGGCUGUCCGCACCGCCGGCCACGACGACAACAUCAAGACCCUCAUCUUCACCGGUCGUCCCCUCCGUGUACGCAAGAACCCGUACAUCGAGAACUGGGAGACCGAGCGCCAGCAGGAGAUCAAGGAGCUCACUGCUAAGGGUGUCAUUCCCUACGAGGCCGAUCUCGAGAAGCUCAUGAACUCGGGCGACGGUGAGGGCAGCGGCGAGAGCGGCAGCGAUGACAACGCCGCCGAGGUCGAUAUUGAUGACGCCCUCGAUCAGUUCCGCCCCUUCCUUAUGGGUAAGGCCGCUGCUGUGUGUAACGACAAGAAGCCCGCCAAGGCAGUCGUGGACGAGUUUGUAAACGACGCCGUCGCAUGGCUCCAGAAGGGCAACAAGAUGAUUGCGAAGUUGUAAAUUGUUAAAAAGCGUAAUGUUCUUUUUUUUCUUUUUAGUUGGUCGCAUAUUGGGUGUGCGCCAGGGGAAGCCUAUGCCUGGCGCCUCCCUAGGGCCCUGGAGUUAUGAGGCUCUUGUUUUGUACAUUUGAGAUGACCUGAG